UCCAGACAGAGAUAUGGAGUCCUCAGCAGUGAUUCCUUUUCCUCUUCUGAUGAUGAUGAGGAUUUUGAAAUACAGAAGAAGAAGAGAAAUUUAAGGAGAUCUCUUCUGGUCAGCUUUCAGAAGUGUGCCUCAACAGGAGUUGACAAGGAUACCAUGAAAACUGGAGGAAGUCUGGCUGACAUGGAACAAAUGCAAAUAGAUGGUUCAGUACAGUUUGAUGGCGUGGGUGGUCUUUCUGACCACAUUUCAUCUUUAAAAGAGAUGGUCAUUUUUCCAUUGCUUUAUCCUGAAAUCUUUGAGAGAUUGAAAAUUGAACCUCCAAGAGGCUGUCUAUUCUAUGGUCCACCGGGGACAGGAAAGACACUGCUUGCUCGUGCACUUGCUAAUGAAUGCAGUCAAGGUGACAUGAGAGUGACCUUUUUUAUGAGAAAAGGUGCUGAGUGCCUGAGUAAAUGGAUAGGAGAAUCUGAACGACAGCUUCGUACAUUAUUUGAGGAGGCCUACCAGAUGCGACCUUCAAUUAUUUUCUUUGACGAGAUUGAUGCUCUGGCUCCUGUACGGUCCAGUAAACAAGACCAAAUUCAUAGCUCUAUUGUGGGGACACUUCUGGCACUUAUGGAUGGCUUAGCCAGCAGAGGAGAGGUUGUGGUGAUAGGAGCCACCAACAGACUGGAUUCUAUAGAUCCUGCUUUGCGAAGACCUGGGCGCUUUGAACGAGAAUUCCGCUUCAGUUUGCCAAACAAAGAGGCAAGAAAAGAAAUUUUCAAAAUUCACACACGAGACUGGAAGCCGAAGCCAUCGGACCACUUGCUUGAAGAGCUGGCUGAAGAAUGUGUUGGAUACUGUGGUGCUGAUAUUAAAGCCUUAUGUGCCGAAACUGGUCUCUGUGCUUUGCGGCAUCGCUAUCCUCAGCUAUACGAAAGCAGACAGAGACUGCAGAUAAACAUGGAUUCAAUUAAAAUAAAAGCAAAUGAUUUUUCCAUGGCCAUGCAGAAGACUGUUCCAGCUUCACGGAGGGCUGUGCCUUCCCCUGGGCAAGCACUAUCAGCUAUUUCAAAGCCACUGUUAGAAGACACACUGGAAAGGAUUUUACAAACUUUGCAGAGAGUAUUUCCCCAUGCUGAGCUUGCACUAAAGAAGGACCAACAGCAAGAUGGAUUAUGCAGGAAAGUUAACAACCCUCUCUUCUCUUUAAAUCCUAUUUUAGGAAAUUAUGUGAUUGACAGUGAUGAGGAAUCACCAUCAAUCUCUGAAGAGAAGCAGACUCAUAAAACAUGUGAUCACAAGAAGGCAGAAUUCCUCACUUUCAGCAGAAAUCCUCGUGACCAGCCAACGUCUUACAGGCCACGCUUCUUACUAAUUGAAGAGCCAGGAUCUGGGCAAGCUUCUGAUUUGGCAGCUGCAGUAAUACAUUCCCUGGAAAAGUUUCCAAUUUAUUCACUAGAUACACCAACUUUGUUUGCUAGCACAUUACCAGAUGAGACAUGUGUACAGUUGAUGCGAGAAGCUCAGAGAUCAGCACCAAGUAUCAUAUAUGUCCCACAAAUCCCUUCAUGGUGGGACACUAUUGGAACUACGCUGAGAUCUGUUUUUACAACACUACUGCAGAACAUCCCAAGGUUUACUCCAGUUUUAUUCCUUGCAACAUCUAAUGUACAACUGAGAGAUCUCCCAGAAGAGAUAAAAGCAUUGUUUAAUAAUGAAUAUGAAGAAGUUUUCAGAAUCCCGCGUCCAACCUGUGCUGAGAGAAGACGUUUUUUUGAGGACUUAGUUAUGAAGCAAGCUGCUCAACCUCCUGCAUUAAAAACCAAUACAACUUGCCAGCCUUUGGAAGUGCUGCCUGUAGCACCACCACCUAAGCCUCGAAAGCUGACGGAGGAAGAAAUAAGGCAGUUGGAAGAGCAGGAAGAGGAUACGUUGCGUGAACUCAGGAUUUACUUAAGAGAUGUGGCUCAAAGACUUGUCAUUGACAAACGUUUCAAAGUAUUUACAAAGCCCAUUGUCUCAGAGGAGGCACCCAAUUACAAGGACACCAUUAAACAGCCCAUGGACCUCUUGACAGUUCUCUCCAAGAUUGACAUGCACCAGUACUUAACUGCAAGAGAUUUUCUAAAGGACAUCGAUCUAAUCUGUAGCAAUGCUUUAGAGUACAAACCAAAUAAAGGGCCUGCAGAUCAUUUCCUGAGGCACAAAGCUUGUACUUUGAGUGAUACUGCAUAUUCCAUAGUGAGGAAUGAAAUGGAUGAAGGUUUUGAGCAACGCUGCCAAAAAAUUAAAGACUCUCGUAAGGAAAGAGGUAUCCACACAAGACCCAAUUCUUUGCACUGCGGGUGUGAGAAAGCAAACCCAAAGUGUAAUGAGAAAUGGAAGAUGCCCACAGCACCUGUGGAUGCCAGUGCCUCCUGCUCUAAUGGCAAGUUGCAUUUUAUUCAGUCUUUUUUGGAGAAGUUGCUAAAGUCACUGCUACCUUCUCUGUUUCUGUGGCCUAAAAGCAGGUUCCUGUGA
Molecule: messenger RNA, 2505 nt
Organism: Melozone crissalis (California towhee)
Lineage: Eukaryota; Metazoa; Chordata; Aves; Passeriformes; Passerellidae
Product: ATPase family AAA domain-containing protein 2-like
Exons: 16
Biological process (GO): positive regulation of transcription by RNA polymerase II
Cellular component (GO): nucleus
Molecular function (GO): chromatin binding; ATP hydrolysis activity; histone binding
Source: RefSeq, a predicted model, not a curated record